Messenger RNA from Pseudophryne corroboree (corroboree frog), 3486 nucleotides. RefSeq names its product heat shock protein family H (Hsp110) member 1 (gene HSPH1). The coding region runs from base 210 to 2771 and encodes 853 amino acids. Gene Ontology annotation, biological process: protein folding. Lineage: Eukaryota; Metazoa; Chordata; Amphibia; Anura; Myobatrachidae. The record is from RefSeq and is a predicted model, not a curated record. Gene Ontology annotation, molecular function: ATP binding; ATP-dependent protein folding chaperone. Gene Ontology annotation, cellular component: nucleus; cytosol. The transcript is spliced from 18 exons.
GAGUCCAGAACGCGGAAACGGAAGCGGCACGUGUAGCCGGCUAGGAGAAGCCGCAGCAGCAUCAGCUUCUGGAAUCUUCCACGGGAGUUAUAUGAAGCGGUCCGCCCCCUCCCGCCUUCAGACGGGCUCCCCGCAGCAGCAGCGCCCAGCAUCCUCGCUCCCAGCACCGGGAUAUCAUUACGCCAGUGCUAUUGCCGCUAGCUAGCACAAUGUCGGUGGUCGGGUUCGACCUCGGAUUCCAGAACUGUCAUGUUGCUAUCGCCAGGGCUGGCGGCAUCGAGACCGUCGCCAAUGAGUUCAGCGACCGAUGCACUCCGGCUGUGGUUUCUUUUGGUACAAAGAACAGGACAAUUGGUGUCGCAGCCAAGAAUCAGCUAAUCACAAACGCUACCAACACCGUAUACAACUUUAAGACGUUUCAUGGUCGAGAGUUUAGCGAUCCUUUUGUUCAGAAGGAGAGGAGUAAUUUGGCCUAUGAACUGGUUCCAACCAACAAUGGUGGAGUAGGAGUUAAGGUGAUGUACAUGGAAGACGGACAUGUGUUUAGUGUAGAACAGAUAACAGCCAUGCUCUUGACUAAACUAAAGGAGACUGCUGAGAGUAACCUGAAGAAGCCGGUGACUGACUGCGUCAUAUCUGUUCCCUCAUUCUUCACAGAUGCAAACAGGAGAUCAUUGCUGGAUGCAGCUCAGAUAGUUGGGUUAAACUGUCUGAAACUGAUGAAUGAUAUGACUGCAGUUGCAUUGAACUAUGGGAUUUAUAAGCAGGACCUCCCAGCUCCAGAAGAAAAACCCAAGAUAGUGGUUUUCGUUGACAUGGGGCACUCGUCUUUGCAACUCUCCGCCUGUGCCUUCAACAAAGGCAAACUAAAGGUUUUAGGAACUGCUUUUGACCCAUAUUUGGGAGGAAGGAACUUUGAUGAAAUGUUGGUUGAAUACUUUUGUGGAGAGUUUAAGACCAAAUACAGAUUGGAUGUAAAGUCCAAAAUUCGAGCUCUUCUGCGUCUAUACCAGGAGUGUGAGAAGCUGAAAAAACUCAUGAGCAGUAAUAGCACAGAUCUCCCUCUUAAUAUUGAGUGCUUCAUGAAUGAUCUAGAUGUGUCAGGACGUAUGAACAGGUCACAGUUUGAAACUCUGUGUGCUGACCUCCUGCAGAGAAUCGAUGCUCCUUUGCACUCAUUAAUGGAACAGAUUCAGCUUCGAGUAGAAGACAUUAGUUCUGUGGAGGUCAUUGGUGGAGCUACUCGUAUCCCGGCUGUGAAAGAGAGGAUCACCAAAUUCUUUGGCAAAGAUGUCAGCACCACUUUAAAUGCAGAUGAAGCAGUUGCAAGGGGCUGUGCUCUCCAGUGUGCCAUUCUAUCACCGGCCUUCAAAGUUCGAGAGUUUUCUGUCACAGACGUGGUACCUUACCCUAUUUCACUGAGGUGGAACACAGAAGCUGAUGAGGCUGAAGGGAUUCAUGAAGUCUACAGCAGAAACCACGCAGCUCCAUUCUCUAAAGUCCUCACUUUCUACCGGAAGAAUCCAUUUCAGCUUGAAGCCUUUUAUUCUGAUCCUGCCACCAUCCCGUAUCCAGAACCCAAGAUCGGCCAGUUUGUUGUUCAGAACAUUUCUGCAUCUAAAGAUGGAGAGAAGUCUAAGGUGAAAGUGAAGGUUCGUGUCAAUACACACGGGAUCUUCAGUGUCUCCACGGCCUCUGUGGUAGAGAAGAUGGAGGUGGAAGAAAAGGAAGAUCAGUGUGUGGAAAGUGGGGUAGAGAUGAGGAAUGAAGGAGCUACAGAAACUAUGGAGAAUGAUAAGCCUGUCCAGCAAGAAACCCAUAUAGCUGGAUCGCAGCCCCAGGUACAAACCGAUGGGCAACAUUCUCCUCCUCCACCCGAGUCCACCAGUGAGGAACACAAAGUGACCGAAACGGAGAAAGUAUCUGAAAAGAAAAGCGACAAGCCUCCUGAAGCCAAGAAGCCUAAGAUCAAAGUGAAGAAUAUUGAACUGCCCAUUGAGACGAGCUUUGUGUGGCAGCUAGGAAAAGAUCUGCUCAAUAUGUACAUUGAGAAUGAGGGCAGAAUGAUUCUCCAGGACAAACUGGAGAAGGAGAGAAAUGACGCAAAGAACGCAGUUGAGGAAUAUGUGUAUGAAUGCAGAGAGAAACUCUCAGGACCCUACAGCAAAUGUAUCUGUGAAGAGGACCUCAGUCGUCUUUCAGAGCUCCUUACAGAAACUGAGAACUGGCUAUAUGAGGACGGGGAGGAUCAGCCACGGCAGGUGUAUGUAGAGAAACUGGAAGAGCUGAAGAAACUCGGAACUCCUGUCCAUGAACGUUACAGAGAGGCUGCAGAGCGCCCAAAAAUGUUUGGGGAACUUGGCCAAAAGCUGCAGCACUACGCGAAAAUUGUCGAAGAGUACAAUAGCCAGAGUGAAACAUAUCAACAUAUUAGCGUUGAUAACAUGAAAAAGGUAGAGAAAUGCGUCCGAGAAACCAUGGAGUGGAUGAAUAAUGCAAUGAAUGCUCAAGCAAAGCAGCGGCUGGAUCAGAACCCAGCAGUAUAUGUGCAUGAGAUCAAAGCACAGCGUGAUGUGCUGGAAAGUAGCUGCCACCGUAUAGUUACACAGCCAAAGCCAAAGGUUGAAUUGCCCAAAUCUGAUAAUCCAGUAAAUGGUGUGAACCAUAAAAACGAAAACAUCCAGGCUGAGAAGAAUAAAACGGCACCUUCUCAGUGUAACGGAGACUGUCAUCCAAAUGAGAAGGAGACAAUUGACAUGGACUUGGACUAAAGAGGUCUGAUCGCUAUUUUCCUGUUACAGGGACUCACUGGAAUCUGUUCCUGGAUUAUUUUAUUUUAUUUUUUCAGUUCAUUGCUCUAUACAUGGGCAACUUGUAAUGAAGAUUGAGUUGUUUUUUUCCUUUUAGCCAUUUUGUUCUAAAAUUUCUGCAAGAUAUGACCAAAUAUUAUUAUAAACAGGGACUAUUUAUUAAGACUGGUUCAGAAUUUUAGUAUUGUUUGUUCUUUUUAAUUGUUGCAUUUUUUCACUGAACACUAUAUGGCACAGGAGUAGAUCACACUUGCCUUGUUAACUUGGGGAAAACAAAAAGAAAUUCCUGUGGAAUUGUGGACUUUGGUAUUGGGCUUCUGUCACUGCACUGAGACGACCGCUUCAUGUGGUUUUUUUUUUCCAGAGGUGGUGCUGCAAGAGCUUGAAAGGAACUUUUUCAUUUCACUGUUCCUCCACAUAGAAGAUGUAGCAAGUCUGUAAGAAAUGGCUUCUCAGUUCAUUACUGUAAACUUUUUAUUUCACACUAUUUUUAGGAGUGGAAAGUGAGAAGCAAGAUUCGUAUGUUGGCACGGACAGCAAUCCGCUUAAAUGCGUUUUUUUUUCUUGGUUUUUGUUAAUUUAGAAAAAGCUGCAAAGUGAAAGGUGUGCUUCAUUUUAGUGUCACUGUCGUGGGGCCUUCAAUGGACUUUGAUAAAUAAAAGUUCUCCAGUUUAAA